Molecule: messenger RNA, 518 nt
Organism: Spodoptera exigua (beet armyworm)
Lineage: Eukaryota; Metazoa; Arthropoda; Insecta; Lepidoptera; Noctuidae
Source: the annotation of a GenBank genome assembly
AAUCUGGCUAACUCUCUUCAAUCGCGUGAUUGACUAAUCAGCAUGAAAUUAUCGCCUCCGGAACCCCCUAAAAUAAACUGGGAUGAAUAUCAGAAACUCAUACCAAUACCAGGACUCGUGGAGAAGUUCAAGUCGCAAUACACAUCUUUCAAGGUACCAUAUCCUGAAGACAAGUUCUCAGUUGAGGUGGACAAACAGUGGAAGACGUUGGAGCAAGAUAUAGCGAAGUACAGUGAAGAAAUGAAGGCGCAUAUUGCUAAAGCAGAGAAAGAAAUUGCUGCAAUUAACGCUCUUCCUAAAUUCGAUGAUAUGACAAUGGAAGACGUGCACGAUAUAUAUCCAGAGAUAGCCUUGCAGCCUGUAAAGAACCCAACUUUUUGGCCACAUACCGCCGACGAACAACUGGACUAUAAAGACCCUACGCAGAAAAUAGACAUCCCCAAGAAAUAAAUGUCUUCCUUCAGCCACAUCGAUCAGAAUACAAAACAACAACUAUUAACGUCUUUGUGCCACUUCUG